GACAGAUAUGCAUACAUGUACAUUUCUACCUACACCAGAAUAAAUAUACAUGUAUGUGUAAAGGUCUUAGUGCCUUGCAAUGGUGCUACAACAAUAAUAUGUUUUAUUGUGUUUUUUUUUCAUUUCCAGACUGAUGAUGUUGAAAGGAAGGGCUCUCACAAAAGGUCUUCAUCGUGGGGAAGUGCAGACAAUUUGAAAGAGAAAUACAAGCAGCAGCUAAGAAAACAAGGUAAUCGCCAGUCCUCUUCCAGCACACAGCGGGCGUCGCCGGUCCACGGGAACCAUUCGACCGUCGCAAACCUUCCCUCACCCGUCAGUGCUCCAAGCUCUUCGUCGUCCUCGUCGACGAUCUCCAUAUCCAAUUCCUCGUCUACUGCCUCAUCACAAACUUCCAUCCCCACACCACCACCAUCAUCAUCUAGCACGACGUCGGUUUCUUCAUCGUCGACCACUUUUCAGCAGGUCUCUGUAUCGACGAGUCUGAUUGGUCAAGCGCACACACUUCCCCGCUCCACAGCCAUUCCUGUUCCCAACCACUUGAGGGCGCCGCCUGUUCCCAGGAUAAGGGGUAGCGUUGAGGGUCUGAACCAGGAAGUGGAGAAGCUCGUCCUCAUUGGAAAUGAAGAGGAAGAGCGGCCGACAGUUGAUCCGCUACGAGAGGGUCACCGUGCCCCGAUCCCCGGGGUAGCAAACAUGCAGACCCAGACGCAGGUUGAGAACCAGGAGCUUUCCGAGGGUAGCGAUCAAGGCAGCCGCAAUCAUUCUGUCUCGCCAACAUUCGUCAUGGACAACUCCAGACCUUCCAGUCGCUCUUCCUCCACGGGCAACGGAGAUGUCAAAGUGGAUAAAGGUGAAAGUUCACCCGAGUAUCACUUUGGAACCACCAAGUUCUCCUCCUCACCGAGUCACAACAAAUCUUGGCAGCUAACGAGAGACCCUCCUGAUGGAUGCGAAAAACCACAGAAAACAAAAGAAGAAAUGAGUGGAAUCAAGAUCCCUUAUGAUUAUAGUCACCUCGCAUACUGUCCAGACAGCAAGCUCCCGUUCAAGCUUGAACAGAGCGAUAGCUCGGCCUUCUGCGCCGUUCCGAACUUCCCUCAGGGUAAAGUCACCAGGGUCUCCUCCAACAGCGCCCACACCCAGACAACAGGUCCGCAGACCCAGGUACAAGCCCAGACCCAGACAGCGGAUAUCGGUGGUCCUGAGACCAACGGCCAUGCAGAGUAACAUCGUUCAGUCCUGGCCCAUUCUCUUGCUAGACCAGGUCCGGAGAGCCCUAAUUCUUGAUCAAGACCCAUGGGGGUGAUGUCCUUCAGUUAUCUUGAGGACAUCUUUUGCUUUCUGGUGUCCUUCAAGGAAAUGUUCGUGUUUCAGAUGUCCCGACUUUACACCAUGUACUACUGCUGGCAUUUUUGUUGCAGUCCUUUGCAUGCAGAGUAACAUCAUUUUAGUUCCAGACAAUCACCUUAACACCUGAUAGACCUGGCCCACUCAACAACAUCUUUUGAGUUCCAGAUAAUACUUCUGACAGUGUCACAAUCCUUCACAUGCAGGGUAGCAAUAUUUCACUUCCUGACAACAGAUUUAAGACUAGGAUCAGCUGACCCACUCCUAAGUUCCAGAUGUACUGGUGUAUUUUUGUAGCCAAACAGUGGAAAUGCCAUUACAAUUCUUGUUCCAUUUUUAAAAUACUAUUGAAAGGUGUGAUGUUCCACCUAGGCUGUCAAAAAUUUUCAGAUUUAUCCCUUUUUCAUGCUGGGAAAAAAGAAAACUAAAAAGAAGGUUCAGAGAAUAGUAUCAGUUUGUUCUUAAUCUUUAAAUUGCAAUAUCACAUUAAUUUAUGAAAUGAUACAAUAUCCUAGUUUCCUCUGAUUUUGAUGAAAAUUCACCCUUUUGUUUCUUCAGUCCUUCCUUUCACAUUCUUGCAAAUGCUUCAUGCAUGCCUAAUAAUAUUUACAAGUACUGGAAUUUUUCUUCCUUAUUACUCUUCUUCUUAGAUAUUUUCCUCUUUUCUACUUCUUUUUCACUACCCUCAUAUAUGUUCGAAAAGAUCACUUAUCAUACCCAAUAAAAUGGUCAAGAUGAAAUCAGUUUAAUACAUUAUAAAGGUACUUCGUAGUAAUAACAUAAUUUGCCCCUACCAUCUGCAUACACUUUGUUUUGUUUGGUGUCUUGUUCAGGUUCUAUGAAUAAAUGCUUCAAUUAACCCACACUUUUUUAAUAAUGGGAAUAAAUAAUGACAGAAUACUUCCUAAAUGAUGACUAUUAAGGUUCCUUGGUGCAUGAGGUAUAAGCCUUUAGUUUGAUUUUAAAAGAAUUUACAAAAUUUGAAAUACAAGAAGAUAAUUGUAGCAGUCAUAAUGUUACAAAAAUGAAAUAUAUUGGAUUACUCGCUAUGUAGCUGGGGCAGUGGUAGAGUAAAACCUAAAACUUAUUGAAUUUAUUUAUUGAAUUGAUGCCAAAUUUUUAUCAUAGCUUGAAAUGAUGAUAUAAAAGAUAAUAUUGGGGGUAUGACAUGUAUUUUUACAUCAUUCUAUUUAUUCAUCUAUUUAUCUUGCUAUUUAUCUCUUCAUUCUAUCGGCUUUAACAUUCACAAAAGAAAUGUUUCCCCAUCCACGGUCUAUCUUUCUGUCUCUCUCCCUCUCUCACUCUCUCUUUUGCUCUCUAUCUAUCUACCUACCUAUCUAUAUAUCUAUCUAUCUAUUCAUAUUUCAUGAUACUCCCCAAAAAGGAGUCAAACAGCAAGAGUAUCUAAUCUGUGUUUAUAGAGCACUUUAUCCUUGAAGAAUACUUCAAAAAUGAUUUCUCAGUAUCCUGCAAAAAGAAAACGCUAUGUCUGUUUUUCCUUAAACUAACCAGCUUUGCCAUUACUUUCAUUUCUGAAAAAAUGGUUUUGAUUAUAAAAUAAAACAAGGAGCCAUUUGUUAGGAGGUGAGGUUAUAUAGUCUUGGUUAUGGUGAAUUAGUUAGGCUUAGAACAUGCUGUUGGAUUUGAUGUAUAUAUCAAAGAAUAUAAGACUUUGUGUAUAAAAUACAAGAAUGCCUGGAUGUGUGAAACUGCGAAAGGUUUGUUUCAGUAAUUGUUUGAUGAAAUGAUGUGAAAUCGAUGCUUUAUGUUCAUAUGUUUCUAAUUUUCAUAUAUUUUUUUGUGACUUUCAAUGGACCAAUCAUUCAGUAUCCAAUCGUCUUUUUUGUGUGCAAAACUGCUUCUCUUCCCCCCCUAUCGUAGACAUGUAUUCAUCCUUGAUUCAUAGUGUAGAUUGAAAGAAAUAAAACGUAGUCAACCAUUCUCAAUCGCUUUUAGUGUCAAAAUAAGGUUUUUAAAUAUCUUCUUGCCAGGUGAAUUUGAACUGCGUUCGCACAUUUAUUUGUUUGGACGCAAUCCUAUCUUUGUAUAUAUUGCAAUGUAUGAUUAUUAUUUUUUUUAGAGGCUGCAAUAGACGGUUGCACAUUUUCCUUCUCCGCACACGCUUUGCUGAUUUUUGUUGGCGCAAGGAGUGAUUUUAAAAAUGGAGGAUGGAAAAUUGAGCAAAGAUUUUUGUAUUAUUAAAUGAAAUUGCCUUUGGUUAAGUUAAAUGUAGUAUGUUUUUAUUUAACUUGAAAUUG
Lytechinus variegatus (green sea urchin) is the source of this 3605-nucleotide messenger RNA. Its product is annotated as protein FAM117B-like. The record is from RefSeq and is a predicted model, not a curated record. The transcript is spliced from 6 exons. The coding region runs from base 16 to 1227 and encodes 403 amino acids. NCBI's taxonomy places the organism in Eukaryota, Metazoa, Echinodermata, Echinoidea, Temnopleuroida, Toxopneustidae.